Messenger RNA from Panonychus citri (citrus red mite), 1347 nucleotides. It is a transcript of the gene AP-1sigma, whose product is annotated as AP-1 complex subunit sigma-2-like. The record is from RefSeq and is a predicted model, not a curated record. Gene Ontology annotation, cellular component: AP-1 adaptor complex; intracellular membrane-bounded organelle. Gene Ontology annotation, biological process: protein transport; vesicle-mediated transport. Lineage: Eukaryota; Metazoa; Arthropoda; Arachnida; Trombidiformes; Tetranychidae. Gene Ontology annotation, molecular function: clathrin-cargo adaptor activity. Bases 158 to 631 code for a protein of 157 amino acids. The transcript has 2 exons.
CAAGAAAAUUUCUUGUUGACAUUUAAUUUUUAGGAAUUUAAUUUUCUUUUUAGUGAUUUGAUUAGUGUUCAUUUGGUUUUUUUUCUUUCUUUUUGUUUUGUUUGAUUGGUGAUCUUUUUCAUUGCUUGUUGGGAGCGAAGGGGUAACUUGAAUCGAAAUGCUUCACUUUAUGUUACUCUUUAGUCGCCAAGGAAAACUUCGUCUACAGAAAUGGUUUGUUCCUCAUUCGGAUAAGAUGAAGAAAAAAAUUACCAGAGAAUUGAUGACGAUAACUUUAUCUCGAAAAGCUAAGCAUUGUAACUUCAUCGAAUGGAAAGAUUUGAAAAUUUGCUACAAAAGGUAUGCUAGCCUUUACUUUCUUUGUGGAAUCGAGCAAGAAGAUAAUGAGCUCAUCUGUUUGGAAUUGAUUCACCGAUAUGUUGAACUGUUGGAUAAAUAUUUUGGCUCAGUUUGUGAAUUGGACAUUAUAUUUAACUUUGAGAAAGCUUAUUUUAUACUGGACGAAUUUUUAAUUGGUGGUGAGGUUCAAGAGACGAGUAAAAAGUUGGUUCUCAAAGCAAUCAGCAGCCAAGAUAUGCUUCAGGAAGAAGAGAUUCCUCAAGGAUUCUUUGAGGACCAAGGAUUAGGAUGACUAGAGAAACCAAGUUUUCUCCAUGUUAAUCGAUGAGACGUCAACCUCAAUAGUUUAACUUGAACCAAAAUGAUUAUCCAGUUGUUGUUUUAGCAAAGAAUCAAGAACAAUCUCCAUUUCUAUACCAUAUCUAUUAAUUAAUAUUGUGAUUAAUCAAAUUUUACUUGUCUCCCAUGGUAAACAAAAUUACCCUGUGCCUGUUACCUUUGUUUUGUCUUCAAUGUGAUCGUUUCAAUUUUUAACCUCUUCUCUCACAAUUAAGAUCAAAUCUCACCAAGAUCUCUUCCAAUAUACACAAGAUAAUUUAAUUCCACUUUUAAUUGUUACAUUUCCAACUUCAUGACAUUUCAAAAUUUCCACCAUGACAUUACCUCAAUCAGAAUUCAACCAUCAAUGGGACCAAUUUCUAGAAUCAAUUGAAAUCUCUUCCAAUCGCAUUUAAAGUAACCUUUAAUUUGGUACUUAAUCUCAUCCGUUAAUCGUUAAUCUGGCUAAUAUCAACUUUCACCUUCUCCAACAAUUUAAAUCAAAUUACAUUCAUUCCUAAUUGGGUUAAUCUAUCAGAUGUUACUUUAAUUACUAUUUUCAUCUUGGCUAAUGUUACCAUUUCAUAAGAGGAAACAUUUAUCACAACAAUUAAGUUAAUUGUGGUUUUCAUAUACAAAAGAAAAUAACAAUUAUGGCUAAUUAAUCAAUUAAAAUAUUUCCAAAAUGAA